Cyphellophora attinorum is the source of this 624-nucleotide messenger RNA. Its product is annotated as NAD(P)H-dependent FMN LOT6. The record is from RefSeq and is a predicted model, not a curated record. Gene Ontology annotation, cellular component: cytosol. Gene Ontology annotation, molecular function: oxidoreductase activity; FMN binding. NCBI's taxonomy places the organism in Eukaryota, Fungi, Ascomycota, Eurotiomycetes, Chaetothyriales, Cyphellophoraceae. The coding region runs from base 1 to 624 and encodes 207 amino acids. The transcript has a single exon.
AUGGCAAUCCCCAAAAAGAUCGGCGUCUUGAUCGGCAGCGUGCGCCAGCCACGCAUCGGCGAUCAAGUCGCCGCUUUCGCUGCAGCCACCAUCAAGUCUCAAUCCUCAUCCACCGACUAUACCCUCCACACGAUCGACCUCCUAGCGUGGGACCUGCCCAUGUUCAAAGGCCCCGAAGUCCCGAAAGCCAUCAAAGACCCCGCCAAUUACACGCACGAGCGCACCCGCGAAUGGAGUGCCGCGAUCUCCGCUUGCGAUGGCUUCAUCUUCGUACCGUGCGAAUAUAACUAUGGCUACCCGGCCAGUCUGAAGAAUGCGAUUGAUCACCUCUGCUGGGAGUGGCAGGGAAAGCCGGUUAUGUUUGUUGCGUAUGGAGGGUAUGGUGGAGGCAAGAGCGUGGAACAACUGAAAGGGGUGCUGGGAGCGUUUGACAUGAAGUUCACGGAGGAUGAUGUGCUGCUGGGGUACCCGAGCUUUGAGUGGGCCGGGGAGAAAGUGUUUGCGGGUAAGGACUUGGGGUUGCUGGAGGAAGAGAACGUGUGGGCAGGCCAUCGUGACGCCAUCGUCAAGAACUUCGAUGAGUUGUUGGGCUUGACAAGGGCGCCUGUGAUCGCGACGAAGUGA